CGGAGCGAGUGCACGCUUUGUCGCCCGGGAACGUGGGCGUCGCCGGGGCCAAGGCUCAGGCUAGGCGCGUCCGCGCUGGCCAUGACCGGACCCGCUCGGUUCCCACUGACUUUUGAAGAUGUAGCCAUUUACUUCUCUGAGCAAGAGUGGCAACACUUAGAGGCCUGGCAGAAGGAACUUUACAAGCAAGUCAUGAGAACCAAUUACGAGACUCUCAUCUCUCUAGAUAAUGGACUGCCCAAACCAGAACUAAUAUCCUGGAUUGAACUUGGGAGAGAGCUCUUCAGCAGCUGGGGAGAAAAAAAGAAACCAGACAAAGAAGUUCACUGCUCUAUAGAUGAUGUGCGUGUUCAUCUAGCCAUUGAGGGACAGUUACUUGAGAGUAGCCAGCGAGCUGUGAAGUCAGGAGAAGUCACAUGCCACUCCCAGUUAAAUCCUCUGGAGAGUCGGCAUUCCUUUGGACUUGUUGUAGGAGAAAGGGAAGAUGUUUCCCUCAGACGUGAUCAAGGCAUCAGUCUUGUAAACCCACAAACACGAUGUGGUGAGGCUGUUGUUUCAGUGGUGCCUAGCUCCAGUGAGGCUGCCCAAAGAAAAGUACUCUCAAGUCACAGAACUCUGGCUCUCCCUGGCUUGCAGAGAGUUUCCUCUUGGCAGAGUACCCAGAACUCUUGUCCAGUCUGUAGGGAAAACUCUUGGGAGAAGAAUCACUUAGUGAAGCAACAGAAGGGCCACUCAAAGAGCCGGUCAUAUAGGGUCUGGAAGAAAUUCAGCAGACAGGCUGAUGCUAAACAGCCUCGGAGCAUCUCAUGUCCCGGAUGUGGGAAGAGCUUCCGCCUGAAGCAGUACUUGGUGAGACAUCUAGAUAUCCACACAAGGAAGAGACCACCCCAGUGCCCUAAGUGCAAAAUGUGCUUCCAUCGUGAACAUACCCUUUUCAGCCACCACCUCAAGGACAGUUCUUCCCAGCACCCAACAUGUGACUCGAGCUUCCUGACAGAUAGCAGUGUUAACCUGUGCCAGCAGAUUCAAGAGAAGCCAGCCUUCUGGAGAGAAGACACCAAUGUGCCCUCAAGACAGAAGCUAGGUCCCAGUCUGGACUGUGAGGACUGCUGCCACAUGGGUAGCAAGCUGAAGGGCCUGCAGUGUGGCUGCAUCCUACGUGAGGACAGACCCCACUCACACACAGAGUGUGGCAAUUGCUUCCUCUCACCAUCUAAGCAGGCAGGUCUCUGCAGGGCACACACAGGAGAAAAAGCCUUUCAGUGUCCAGAAAGCAGCAAGCGCCUCUGCCUGAGAGGCCUACAGAAUGUCCAUCAACAUGGGCAUAGUGGAGAAAGACCAGUCUUGUGUAGAAAGUGUGGUCAAGGAUUCACCAAGCGUUGCGGACUCACAGAACACACCCGAAUCCUCAGCGGGGAGAAAUCUUUCUGGUGUGCCCAAUGUGGAAGGAACUUCAGCCAAAAGGGACAGCUGCUGAGGCACCAGCGGCUUCACUUAGAGGAAAAACCCUUCCAAUGCACAAUGUGUGAGUUGCGCUUCCAUCUGAAGAGCAGGUUGAGGGCCCACCAACUACAACAUGGUGGAGAAAGGCCAUUCUCCUGCAGUGAGUGUGGCCGAGCCUUCACUCAUCAGUGCAAGCUCCGUGAGCAUCUGAGAGUGCACAGUGGAGAGAGGCCCUUUCAGUGUCCCGAGUGCCACAAGAGCUUCCGCCUGAAGGGCAUCCUGAAGGCCCACCAGCGCAUCCACAGCAAGGAGAGGCCAUUCUCCUGCGGGGAAUGUGGCAAGGGCUUUAUAAGACAGUCUAAGCUCACAGAGCACUUCCGCGUCCACAGUGGAGAGAGGCCCUUCCAGUGUCCGGAGUGUGACAGGCGCUUUCGCUUAAAGGGGCAGCUGCUUAGCCAUCAGCGCCUACACACAGGAGAGAGACCCUUCCAGUGCCCGGAGUGUGGCAAGAGCUACCGUGUGAAGGCUGACAUGAAGGCGCACCAGCUGCUGCAUGGCGGGCAGAUGCCGUUCUCCUGCCAGUGUGGAAAGGGCUUUGCCAAGCAGUCUAAACUCGUGGAACACAUGAGGACACAUACAGGAGAGAAGCCUUUUCAGUGUCCCAAGUGCGACAAGAGCUUCCGAUUGAAAGCUCAGCUCCUCAGCCACCAGGGCCUGCACACAGGCGAGAGACCUUUCCACUGCCCUGAAUGUGAUAAAAACUUCCGGGAAAGGGGUCACCUGCUCAGGCACCAGCGCAUCCACAGGCCUGAGCGGCCCUUUGCCUGCGGCGACUGUGGGAAGGGCUUCAUUUAUAAGUCCAAACUGGCUGAGCACAUCCGAGUACACACAAAGUCCUGCCAGGUGCCACGUGAGCCUGACAUUAAGAAAAGGCUUAGCCAACUGUUUGCAAUGAUAGAGGCUGACUGGAGUUGAGGUGGGUGGGACGGCAGCUCUGGGAGCAAAGCUUAAUUGCCAGGGCAGCCUGAAGAACGGUGGCUGAGCCUACUGGGAAGCAGGUUUUAAGAACAGAGGGGCUCUACUUAUCCAAAAUUAUAAAUUCAAAAUGAGGAACUAUGAAGAAUUUUCUCUUUUGGAAUACCGCCAAUUAUAUCCUCUCCCCUGGUAAAAAGAGGUUUUUGUUCUUCCCACCACUUUGAGUGCAUUUCACCCAAAACCAGUUAGUUCAAAAGUCCCAGCUUAAACCAGAAGGAAAUUCCUCCAGAGCGCUUGUCAAAGCUACAAAAGGCAGAGGGAGGGGGUCUAGUUAAUAUCAGCUCUACUCUUUUGUUCUUUCCAGAUUAUAAUUCGGUUAAAUACAGUGAAUUUUAUUUCUGUGGC
Messenger RNA from Mus caroli (Ryukyu mouse), 2823 nucleotides. It is a transcript of the gene Znf786, whose product is annotated as zinc finger protein 786. The record is from RefSeq and is a predicted model, not a curated record. Gene Ontology annotation, biological process: regulation of transcription by RNA polymerase II. Lineage: Eukaryota; Metazoa; Chordata; Mammalia; Rodentia; Muridae. Gene Ontology annotation, molecular function: RNA polymerase II transcription regulatory region sequence-specific DNA binding; DNA-binding transcription factor activity, RNA polymerase II-specific. Gene Ontology annotation, cellular component: nucleus.